CCAGCAUGUAUUUAAUAAGUCUGUGCACCUAAUUAAAAAAUGGCUACACUUUUUGACAGUUAUGAACAACAAUAUGCUGUACUUACGGCUGAUAUUACUGCACAAAUUGGACGAUUCAAUAUCGCAACCACUGAUGAAAAACGGCAUUAUAUCAAUGACAUCGAAAAGCAUGUCGAUGAAGCAAAAGAACUUUUGGAGCAAAUGGAAUUGGAAGUACGAGAAGUAGACAGCACUCAAAGACAAAGAUAUCGAACACGAUUAGAUUGUUAUAGAUCAGAAUUAAAAAGAUUAUGUCAAGAAUUUGCAAACUCACGCAGUUCAACAUUUAAUACAGGCUAUGAUUCCUUAGAUGAAUAUGCGGAUGUUCGUUUAACCGAGGAUCAAAAACGUCGGUUGUUAGAUAAUUCAGAACGUAUUGAACGAACUGGAAAUAAUUUAAGCAAUAGUUAUCGAGUGUUGUUAGAAACAGAACAAGUUGGUUCACAAGUAUUACAAGAUUUAAGUAGCCAAAGAGAAACCAUACAAAGAUCCAGGCAAAGACUGAGAGAUACAGAUGAAGAGUUGGGAAGAUCAUCACGCGUUAUGAAUUCAAUGAUUAUAAGAUCAAUUCAACAGAGGUUUGUAGUAUAUGCCGUGGCUGUUGUUUUUGUUGGAGCAAUCACGUUAGGUCUAUAUUUAUCAUUUACUAGAAAAUAAUCUCUAGAUAGUUGAAUUUUUUGCACGAUUCACAAAAAAUAAGCAGUUAUUGUUAAAAAAAACCAAAAUUAUUUUAAAAUUUGUA
Chrysoperla carnea is the source of this 781-nucleotide messenger RNA. RefSeq names its product vesicle transport through interaction with t-SNAREs homolog 1A (gene Vti1a). The transcript is spliced from 4 exons. The coding region runs from base 40 to 696 and encodes 218 amino acids. Gene Ontology annotation, cellular component: ER to Golgi transport vesicle membrane; Golgi apparatus; endoplasmic reticulum membrane. The record is from RefSeq and is a predicted model, not a curated record. Gene Ontology annotation, molecular function: SNAP receptor activity; SNARE binding. Gene Ontology annotation, biological process: vesicle fusion with Golgi apparatus; intracellular protein transport; retrograde transport, endosome to Golgi. Lineage: Eukaryota; Metazoa; Arthropoda; Insecta; Neuroptera; Chrysopidae.